Molecule: messenger RNA, 252 nt
Organism: Colletotrichum paranaense
Lineage: Eukaryota; Fungi; Ascomycota; Sordariomycetes; Glomerellales; Glomerellaceae
Exons: 1
Coding region: 1-252 (83 amino acids)
Source: RefSeq, a predicted model, not a curated record
AUGACCUGGCACUUUUUGAUAGUUUCUGCAUUGAUACCAAUUUGCUGUACCCUCAUUCCAAUUCAAAUGGUCACUCCCCUCAUAGUGCAGGAACUAGUUACCUACCUACUUACCUUAUGCCACCAUCGGCGAAAAGAGAGAUGCCAGUCUCACAGGAUCACCGAGCUCCGAAUAAACCGCCAUAAUCCCGAAUCCCACUCGAGAAUUGAAGCUGGCAAGCACAGGAGAGACGACAACCUUCUUCCCCCGUGA